GAGGAGGAGGAGGAGGAGGAAGAAUAAGAGGUGAUUCAGAUCACAGCAGGCUGCAGUCAGAGUGUUGGAUGGUGGAGCAGUGAGACGUUGUGGACGGCAGCUGAUGGAGCAGAGGUACGGUGAGGUGAACCAGCUGGGCGGGAUGUUCGUUAACGGCCGGCCGCUGCCCGCCCCGGUGCGGCUGCGCAUCGUGGAUUUGGCGCAGCUCGGAAUGCGUCCCUGUGACAUCAGCCGCCAGCUGCGUGUCUCUCACGGCUGCGUGUCCAAGAUCCUGACGCGCUACAACGACACCGGCUCCAUCCUCCCAGGAGCCAUCGGCGGCAGCAAGCCCCGGGUCACCACCCCGGCCGUGGUCCGGAGCAUCCGGGAAUACAAGCACGGCGACCCGGGCAUCUUCGCCUGGGAGAUCCGGGACCGGCUGCUGGGGGACGGAGUCUGCGACAAGUACAACGUCCCGUCGGUGAGCUCCAUCAGCCGGAUACUGAGGCACAAAGUUGGGACUGGUUCUCAGCUCCAGUACGGACACGUGUUCCCGGUCUCUCCCUACAGCACCAGGCCCGCAGGUACCCCCACCGGGACCGGGACCAGGACCGGCAGCUGGCACAACAUCCUGGGCUUCCGAGCCUUCAUGGACCCGGCAGCACUGUGUGGAUCUGAUGGACACUCAGCCAGUAUGACCAGUAUGAGCAGUAUGAGCAGUAUGAGACCGUUUCCCUCUGGAGUCGAUGGACUGGAGAAAACCAGCAACGAGUCGGACCUUAAAUACCAACAGCAGUCCCCGUCCAGUCUACCUGGUUAUGUCUCAGCUUGUUCAUAUUCUCCACCGAACCAGUACGACGUGUACGGAGGUCCGGCAGCCGGCUACAUCAGCACCGGACACCACUGGCAGCCCCAGUCCUGCACUCCCAGUCUGACUCCCAGUCUGACUCCCAGUCUGACUCAUCCUGGUCCUGCAGCACCACAGGAGGCUGCAGAUUUCCACUCUGCAACAUCAUCAAGAGACGUGGACAGGAAACUUCAGACUCCUCUGUACAAACAUCACAGAUUGUCUUCGGCCUCGUGACAACUCGGAGGAAACACAAGAAGAUGUUUGACGUGACGCUGAAAGACUGAAAGUCCGGUUUUAUUUCUGAGGAGAGUCAAAGAGACUUUUACUCCUCCAUGAUCGACUCCUUUCAGGAUGUAAUUUAUAAUGUUUCCCAGAAUGAGCAGACAUGUGGUGAAGGAAAAAUACACACAACAACAAAACAGUCUCUUUUUUCCCCUCAUAGUUUUAAAGGAAUAAUUCUACACUUUAAUAAAUAUGCUCAUUCACUAUCUUGCUCUAGUGAGUUA
Sebastes umbrosus (honeycomb rockfish) is the source of this 1335-nucleotide messenger RNA. RefSeq names its product paired box 1b (gene pax1b). The coding region runs from base 104 to 1063 and encodes 319 amino acids. Gene Ontology annotation, biological process: regulation of transcription by RNA polymerase II; anatomical structure development. The record is from RefSeq and is a predicted model, not a curated record. NCBI's taxonomy places the organism in Eukaryota, Metazoa, Chordata, Actinopteri, Perciformes, Sebastidae. The transcript is spliced from 5 exons. Gene Ontology annotation, molecular function: RNA polymerase II cis-regulatory region sequence-specific DNA binding; DNA-binding transcription factor activity, RNA polymerase II-specific.